This is a messenger RNA of Dufourea novaeangliae, 4256 nucleotides long. Its product is annotated as serine/threonine-protein kinase pakD-like. The transcript is spliced from 11 exons. The record is from RefSeq and is a predicted model, not a curated record. Bases 156 to 4256 code for a protein of 1366 amino acids. Lineage: Eukaryota; Metazoa; Arthropoda; Insecta; Hymenoptera; Halictidae.
ACAGUGAAUUGUGUUUAGUUCCUGGACAAGCGAGUUUUUUUCCGAUUUCUCCGAUUCCCGAAUCAUCAUAAAGAUUCGUUGCCCUAUCCAGAUGUUCCUGAGGAUGUUACCCGACUACGGUUAACCGUUUCACCUGAGGUCUCACGCCAAAGAAAAUGUUGAAGAAAAACAGAAAGCGAAAGUUGGAGGAGGAGGAACAGCAGAUGGUCGACUGGGAGCAGGAGAACAUUUUCCCGAAUAAGAUCAGAAAUGAAAUGGAAUCUAUGUGGGAGAUUCCACAUAUAUUUCAUUUUCUUCAUCUGUCGAAGGAAGCCCUGAAUAUACCUCAUUUAUCUAUGUAUGAAAUGGAACGAAUGCUACUGAUACCACGAGCUUCAAAACAGUUGGCAAACAUCAUGACGUCGUUGCUGAGCUCUCCGGUUACCAAAGCAAAGUUGAGAAAAAUACCACCAAUGCCGUAUGAGUUUUGGACGAACGUCUUAGCUUACAAAGUGAAAACGUGGUUCAAAGUCUACGAAGGAAAACGUAGAGAUGUAGUGAAAGUUCUAGAAACCAUUGGUGUUGAACCAGAGUUCUGGAACGUUUUCCCAGAUGCUCCUCUGCUUAAUGGCAAGGACUUCGAAGAGUUGAGUUUCAGACAGAAAGUCUGGCUUCUAAAAACAGUCUGUGAUACAGUGAUGCAUACUAGGAAAACUGUACAAGAAGAAGUAGCUAAACAACCUAUGGCGGACCAAUUCGAGACGGUCCUGGGAACUGAUCGUUACGGAGCAAGAUACAUUUACUUUCCACAAUUCCUGAAAACUGAUCUAAGAGUUUACAGGCAUUGCCUCGAUAAUAAAAUCCUGUCGACCGCAGAGCCCGUCAAGCCGCAAGUGAAGCCAGACCAGGUUAGUAAAGCAACGAAACAGAACAACUUGAUGAGAAAGAAAGCUAAGCAGAAACGAAGGAAAUCGCGAUGGAGCAAUGGUUUGCCUCCAAAGUCUAAGAAGAAGGUGAACAAGUGUGAUGAAAAGGAUGCAAAUAAUUGCAAAUGUGCCAGUGAUAGUGCAACCGGCUCCUUAAUAAACGAGGACACAAAUCUGAGCAGUACAAGCACCUGUAGCAAUAAUAACAAUAGCAGUAGUAAUAAUAAUAACAUUAAUCUAGACACGCUAAACGCGAAGCGAUCUAGAAGUUUAUCAAAGUGUUCGGACAUGAGCAUGGAGUCUGAUAAAUCACAUUGUAAAAGUAUAAAGUCUAGUGGUUACGAUACGAAUUGUUCAGCGGGUACAGUUUCUGACGCGAGGUCACCUCAAAAAAUGUUCAAAGGGUUCUCGAGUGGUAGUGAAGACAAAUGUAAUAUAGAAAUAAUUAGUACUAUACUAAGUGAUCUGAAAUCGAAACCGGUGGAACAGGAGGCGGACAAUGUUGAUGAAUCUUUAUCUUCUCAGAGUAAACUAGAAAUGAAUUCGACAAGACAAUAUGUAGACACUCACGAGCAGUGUAUAGAUGGAGGUGAAGCUGUGGAUAAUUCGUCGAAUGUCUCGAAAACAGAUGAUGAAAAGUUAAACGAAAUUAUCAGCGCGGAAUGUCUAAAGAAUAGUGACAAAAUACCUAGUAAAUUUCAAAUAACAAUCAUAUCGAAAUCUGACGAUGAAAAGUUAAAUGAAACUAAGACCAAUCAGAUUGUAACAGAAAGGAGCAACAGUAGUGUUGCAGUAAAAAAGAAUGGAAAAGAAAUGAUUAAAAAAAAUGGACAGUUCGUAGAUGAACAAAAAUUAAAUAAUUUAGAUAACGAAAGUAAAAAGAUGACGUUACCGGAACGAAUUAGUAAAAGUAUAGAUGACAAUAAAGCAGAAUCCGAUGAAGAUAAGGAUAUUUCUUUGAGCGAAUUGAGAAGCAGAUUACAGAAAGAAGCCAUGGACGAUAGCUUCUCCAUAGACGAAGAGAGCGAAAUUGGAUAUAAUCUGCGAAAUGUAAAGAAUGCGACUACAGAUCUGUGGAAACAAGAAGUGGAGAAUUUUAACGAGAUGCUAUCAGAACUCAGUGUUUCGAAUUUUCAACUGGUAGCUAACAGUGUAAGCUCGUUCAGGGACUUCAUAACCACUUUCUCGGAGAAGUCUCGUGGUUCAAGUGCUGAUGCUGAGGGCAAUGAUAAAGCUGUGCCCCCUUGUGAAGUGAAGCUAAUCAAAAAGAUGACAGAGUUACUUUCCUCUCUAGAGAACAUGGGAUCAGUUUUACACGACUCGAUGAAAAAGGCCAGGGGGAAACUCCACAAAGAGUGGACUAAUUUCAAAGAAGGCAGUGUGGAGGAUCAGGACUCAUCUGGGGAGGGUGUCGGCUCUAAUUGGUGGGUUCUUGGAUCGCAGGGCUGUCCACUGCCAACACCCGGAGAUGCAACGUUACAAACGUUACCGCAGCCUACCUUAUCCCCAACUGACGCCAAAAACUCCUCUGCCAAGCAGGAAAACUGCGAAGAUGAGCACAUCAAGUCCACAGAACCAAGUAAAUCCGAUCAACAAGAAUCUAAGGAAAGUGAAAGCAAAAGCACUGAUGCACAAAAACGUGAAUCUGAAAGAGACGAAGACAAUAGUCAGGAAAGUACAGCAGCUGGGGAAGAAAAAGAAAGUUCGACCGACGAAGAACAACAAAGUCGAAGAGUGUUGCGAGCACGCGGUGUCUCCUCAUACACAGAACAGUUUUAUUCAGACGACGAGAUUGAAGAGAAAGAGCUGGAAGAAUGGACCGACGUUGAGGCAGUCUACGCGGCUCCCAGCACACAGGCCAGUACAUCCACUCCUGACUUUACUCCGAAAGCCCAGCAGUUUGACGACCGGAACAGCGAGGAGGACUCAGACAAAGAUUGGAUUCUACCGAGCUCUCGCAAAAGGAAAAAUAAACGUCCGUCUGCCAAUCGAAGAUUAAAAUCAUUCCAGCACAAGCUACAAAGCAUCAAAGUAAAUGAGUUACAAGAGGCAGCAGAGUCAAUAGUAGCUACUUCGUCAAGUGCCAAGAAUGACCAGAACAAACCUAAAAUUAAAGAAGUUGUGUCUAUACCAAAGAAGCCAAACAAGCCAGAGGCUUCACAAGCUAACAAUACCAUAGAGAAUUCUGAGGCUGUGGUAGAGAAUAAUCUUACACAAACAGUGCCUUCCGCGGAGCCAGUCUGCAAACUUGAAAACAUUGAAAGCGUGCACUCGGAGUUGGAUAUCAAGGACGAGGGCCCAAUCUAUGAUUAUACGCCGAAUCAUCCCGAUAACAGUUGCACCACGAACCUGAAUCCAAAUUAUGUGAUGGUCAAGACCGAACCCAGUUCGAUGAAUUAUUAUGUGAUGCAACCAAAUGUAGUUGCGUCAAACAUGCAACCAGGUCCUAUAGUAUCGAGUAUCAUAUCACCCAUGCAACAAGGAUAUUAUAUGCAAAGCAGUCAGAAUUACAUUAUUCAGAAUCCACAACCCGGUUUUAUUCCUGCUCAGCCGUUUCAGCCCCAAGGACCUCAAAUGGUAGCGCCACAACAAUUUUUAAGUCAACCUGCUUAUGUACCAUAUACCAUGCCAGCAGCUCAACCACAGCGUGGAUACCCAACCACUGAUCCUCGAGUUACCAAUCAAGGUGUAACUCAAAAUCUGUCAAACAUAACCUCUUCUAAUUCGUCUACAUUUAAUAGGCCACCCCAACCCAGGUUCGCCCCGCCAAGACAAAUGUUUCCGCAUCCGAAUGGCGCAGUUAUCAGAAGUAGUAGUAUGCCCAUCAGAGGAAACUCUCCGAGAAUCGGCAGCCCUAGAGGGAAGAGCAUACAACAGCAACGUGGAACACCGGUCAGAGUAAAAAAAUUAAGAAAACCAAACACACCGGCAGAAAACACUGGUCAGAAAACUACUUCUUUGAUCGUACUCAGCGACAGCGACGACGAGAUUGAAAUGAUUAUUACUGAAAAAACAGGUCCCGAGGCUGAAACGGCGAGGACAAAAGCACAACCUCGGAGAAACUCGAUACCGAAUAGACAGAACCCUACCGUUACCUCAAGUACUACAGUUCCCCCGACAAAGGGUGUCAUUCCACCGCAGAUAAUGGAGCGUAUGAAUCAAGGAGGCAUCUCGAUAACGCCCGUGAAAUCUGUGCAGCCAGUUCAGAACUCAAACACGCAAUUGGUGGUGGUUGUUAACGAAACUGGAAGCCAUUAUGCCUUAGCACUGCCAAAUGGAAGCAAACUUAUUCUUACCCCUGAACAGGUGGCACAAAUAAGAGCUUCAAACGGUGGUAAACUGAUCUUGUAA